Molecule: messenger RNA, 2268 nt
Organism: Dovyalis caffra
Lineage: Eukaryota; Viridiplantae; Streptophyta; Magnoliopsida; Malpighiales; Salicaceae
Source: the annotation of a GenBank genome assembly
AUGAGUUCCAAGAAGCUAAGCCAGCUAUGUAUAGUUUGCUUUGUUGUUUUCCUGUUUUGUACUCAGAGUGUUCGUUCUCAGCUUCAACGAGGAUUUUAUAGAAGCUCAUGUAAGAUGGCAGAGUUCAUUGUCAAAAGUGCAGUUAGAGAUGGUUUCAUUAAGGAUAGAGGAGUGGCUGCUGGUCUUGUUAGAAUGCACUUUCAUGAUUGUUUUGUUAGGGGUUGUGAUGGAUCUGUCCUCCUUGACUCCACUCCCUCAAACACAGCAGAAAAAGACUCUCCUGCCAACAACCCUAGUCUUCGAGGCUUUGAAGUCAUUGACAAUGCAAAGGCUAGACUAGAGACCGUAUGUAAAGGAAUCGUCUCAUGUGCUGAUAUUCUCGCGUUUGCAGCAAGAGACAGCAUCGAGAUAACUGGAGGUUUUGGCUAUGAUGUUCCUGCAGGAAGAAGAGAUGGCAGAGUGUCACUAGCCUCAGAAACUCUUACAAACUUACCCCCUCCUACAUUUAACGUUGCCCAACUCACUCAAAAUUUUGCAAACAAGGGUUUCUCACAAGAAGAAAUGGUUACCCUCUCCGGAGGACACACCAUUGGUCGCUCACACUGCACUUCCUUCAGCAAUCGAUUGUACAACUUCAGUGCAACAAUGAGCCAAGACCCAACCUUGGAUGCCUCAUACGCAACAAGGUUGAAGCAGAUGUGUCCACAGGGUAGUACAGAUCCUAACUUGGUGGUGCCAAUGGACCCUGGUAGUCCAGCCACUACUGAUGCAGGUUACUACCUUGAUAUCUUAGCAAACCGAGGCCUGUUCACGUCAGACCAUACCCUCUUGACAAAUGCAGCAACUGCAACUCAAGUGAAUACUAAUGCAAGAAAUCCGGUGCUUUGGAAGAUCAAAUUUGCCGCUGCCAUGCUGAAGAUGAGCCAACUUGAUGUCUUAACCGGCUUGAUUAUUGUCCAAUCUCAGCUUCGAGUAGGGUUUUAUAGGAAUUCAUGUAGGAGGGCUGAGUCAAUUGUGAGAGACGCUGUCAGAGAUGGUAUCAAUCGGAAUAGAGGGGUAGCUGCUGGUCUUGUGAGAAUGCACUUCCAUGAUUGUUUUGUUAGGGGAUGCGAUGGAUCUGUGCUUCUUGACUCCACCCCAUCAAACACAGCAGAAAAGGAAUCUCCUGCCAACAAUCCUAGUCUACGAGGCUUUGAGGUCGUUGACGAUGCGAAGGCUAGACUAGAAGCUGAAUGUCAAGGAGUCGUUUCAUGUGCUGAUAUUCUUGCAUUUGCAGCAAGGGAUAGCUUUGAUUUAAAGAGAUGGCAGAGUUUCGCUAGCCUCGGAGACUACGAGCUUACCUCCCCCUUCUUCAAUGUCGAUCAACUCACUCAAACAUUUGCGGCCAAGGGUUUAUCACAAGAAGAAAUGGUUACCCUAUCCGGAGCACAUACCAUUGGUCGGUCGCACUGCACUUCCUUCAGUGAUAGAUUAUACAACUUCAAUGGAACAAAUAGCCAAGACCCAAGCUUGGAUGCUACAUAUGCAGCCAGUUUGAGGCAGAGUUGCCCACGAGAUAGUACAGAUCCUAACUUGGUGGUGCCAAUGGACCCUAGGACUCCCACCAUUAAUGAUGUAAAUUACUACAGAGAUAUCAUAGCAAACCGAGGCUUGUUCACAUCAGAUCAAACUCUCUUGACCAACCCAGCAACAGCAAGAGAAGUGAAUUCAAAUUCAAGGAGUCCCGUAGGUUGGAGGAGAAAGUUUGCUGCAGCAAUGGUGAAGAUGGGCCAACUUGAUGUUUUGACCGGUAACGCAGGAGAGAUUAGGGCAAAUUGUAGGAUGUGCGCAAGGGAUCCUAUGCUUUGGAGGGCCAAAUUUGUUCCUGCAAUGGUGAAGAUGGGCGAAAUUGGAGUUUUGACUGGUGUUGCUGAGGGGAUUCGAUCAAAUUGCAGGUUUUCUGUUGCACUACAAGUAGAGGCCUUAUGUAGCUGGAAGCCAACGACUACUACUCUGGAAGGUGAAGGUGAAGUGGAAGCAGAAGCUUUCACCGUGACAUUGCUGCCUCGAAGCUGGCCAUUUAUUACAAGCAUAUUUGAUACUACUGUAGGGUUUUAUAGUAAUUCAUGUAGAAGGGCUGAGUCAAUUGUGAGAGAUGCUGUUAGAGAUGGUAUCAAUCAGAACAGCGGGGUAGCUGCUGGUCUUAUGGGUGGAAUCGGAAUUUUGACAGAUGGUGCCGAUCGAAUUGUAGCUAAGGUGAUCAAUGGCCAGGGUUCGGGCGAAUUUUAG